Clupea harengus (Atlantic herring) is the source of this 7575-nucleotide messenger RNA. RefSeq names its product gamma-aminobutyric acid type A receptor subunit gamma3 (gene gabrg3). NCBI's taxonomy places the organism in Eukaryota, Metazoa, Chordata, Actinopteri, Clupeiformes, Clupeidae. Gene Ontology annotation, molecular function: extracellular ligand-gated monoatomic ion channel activity; GABA-A receptor activity. Gene Ontology annotation, cellular component: membrane. The record is from RefSeq and is a predicted model, not a curated record. Gene Ontology annotation, biological process: monoatomic ion transmembrane transport; chloride transport; gamma-aminobutyric acid signaling pathway.
GUGUGUUAACACACUGUUAUCGUAUAUACUACUGUAUAUAAAAAUGAACAUAUGAAUUUUACAGACUUUUUCCAUAUGGGUGCAAGGUCUUGGAAUCAUGGAGAACUGCAGGUGUUUGUUCCAAGCAGAUAAAUAGCCAUUGUAAUUGUGUUGCCUUCAGAGUGAAAACUCCACACAUGUGCACUGAAAACUGCAGACAGCGGUGUCCUUUUGCGAAGCCAGUGUGGCUGCUCCCCCGUUUGCCCUCAGACAUGUACAGUGACUCAGCUAUUUUGAGAUACUGACAAGGCUGACUUUACGUAUUUACACCACAGAAGCAGCCACUGAUAUUUCACUUAAAACAAAAAAAAAACAAUGUAGUGAUGUAAUAAUAAUAAUAAUAAUGUUAUACUGUACUUUGAGGUCAGGGUGAGAGUCACGAGUCUGAUGGCAGACUUGAAAUCAUUUGUACUGUAUAUAACCUAAUCACAGUGUAUGUGCGCUGCUUGUGAGGUGUGGUGGGUCAGUUGGCUAGGGGAUUGGGAGACUCCAUUGAGGAAGGAUUGAGUGAGCCAGUGAGGUUGCGUAACAGUAAAUGGCGAGGCCAAGCAACGCAAACCUCAAACUAAUGCUCAGCUCAGAUUGUUGAGACGCUACAAUGGAAAUAGUUCAGGCUUUGGCAGCUUCGAUGAUUUUUUAGAAACCUCUUUUUCUUAUGUCAGUACUACUGCUGCUUUCACUCAUUUUGCGAUAAGCGUGACUAUACUGUAGGUAUUUAAGUACCGUAGUGUUUUCAUUUGUAUUGGCAUUACUUGCUUUCUUGCUAUUUUAUGACAGUUUUACGGUUUUGAUGGGGUGGGGGGUGGGGGGUGGGGAUUUUGUUUCUCCUUUUUUUGCUAUAUUGUGGUGUGGUCCGAGGUCAGGGUGGUUGUGAACAGGGGCCUGUCUCCUACACUGAGUGGAGACAGAUACCCAUUAGAAGCCUUAAAGAAAAAACUCCUUCACUUAUUUAUGAGGCUCCUUCUGGUACCAUGUGGUGGCUUUUCUACAACAGGUUUUUUCUGUCUCUUUGGAAUUAAAACAAUGUAUCUUUCAGUGAUUUCCAAGGACGUCUUCAGAAAAGCUCAAAAGACCAAGGCAAAUAGAGAAACCAACUCCACAUACUGUAUCUAUCAGUGCUGUGAUCUACAGAGCAGACAGUCUGUUGGGUCUAAUUGGCCAUGUUUGCUGCCUACCCUGAUCUGGAGUAGAUACACACCAGAUUAAAGGUAUAGUCCACGAAUCUACUCCCAUACACUUUUUAUUUUCAAUUUGAAUUGUUCCUCAUGGCCCUCUAGCUGUCCGUUCAGUGUUUGAAAAAAAAAAAAAAACAUUGGUGUUUGUAGCCAGUCCUGGCUCUGUAAAUGGGGAACAAACACUGGCUUGGACUGAGCCAUAAACAAUCAUCCCGGCCAAUCAGCACACGUGCUUCAGGAGCACGGAAGGGAGGACUGUAACUUGAUUAGCUGUUGAGCACAAAUAUCAACAACUUUUUUUCUCUUAAAAACCACAGCUAGGCCAGAACUGUUCUGGAGUCCACUUUUCUUGACGUUCUAGACUUCUAGAGUUCUACAGUCCACUUUUCUCCACGUUCUAGACUUCUAGAGCUCACUGUUCUCUGUUUUGCCGUGUUUCUAGUUCACCUAAAACCCCAUCAGGGCCACAAGGAGCUGCGGCGGGGGCCUAACAUCAUGAUCUCAACAGAGGCUUUGUGCCAUACUGUACUGUAGGCCUGUGCGCCAGUGGGACUGCCCUGGGAUGUUUCUGAGCACACUGCUGCCUCUGUUAUGUCACAUAAAGUCCCUUUAGUGCUACUCCGAGGGAAUUCAAAUGGCCAGAGCAAAAAAAACUUGUGUCGUAGGAUUUUGGUUUGGAAAUGGAGUGCCUGUAAAUGUUAACUCACACAGGGAGAUACUAUAGUGCUGAUGACAAUAGAAAAACACCACAACCCCUCUUUAAUGCACUGAACACAGGACAGAAGCAUCGUUUGAACUACUGAUGUCAAUUGAAGAGUGCACUGUGGUGCUUUAAGUCACAGGGCACAUCCUUCAGUUACAUCUCUGGGAAACCCAUGUACAUUCGUCCUUUGAGAAUAACUGUCUGAAGCAAUAAAGUCAUGCCUGGUAUGCUUUCUGGCCAAGCUCUGUUGUUUUUGAGCCCACCUGAGGUGAUAGCUGCUAUGUGCUAACUGCUUUCAUCUUUCACACUCCCAUUUCCCAAUCCUGCUGUGCAGUGUGUGUGUGUGUGUGUGUUUCUGUCAGUGUGUGUGCGUGUGUGUGUGUUUCUGUCAGUGUGUAUGUGUGUUUGAGUGAAUACUCCCAAAUUUGCAGCGCUUGUGUCCAAGUAUGGGAUUUACAGGGUGUUUUUUUCCGCGCAGAUGGAAGCACUGAGAUAUGAAAAGUGCUGGAAGAUGAAUGAGUCCUGUGGUAUGAAUUGGAUCAACUGGAAGGGAAUCUCCCCAUCCAUUCAGCUUUAUGGAGAGAAAGAAUGGGAAGUAUUAGUGUCAAAGGGAGACUCUCACCACUUGCUGUUUUUUCCCUCUCGCUCUAUCUCUCUAUCUCUCUCACCCCCCUUGAGUUGGACAGUGGGGCAUGAGAUUUGAGCGGAAUGCUUAUAUUUAACGGUGCUGAGGCUGGACUCAAGAGAGAGAGAGAGAGAUUGUUGUGUGAAGCUUUGCAUCAUAUUUUCCUAAUGGAACAGUCUGCAUGGUCGUGGCCGAAGAAGGAUACUCCUGAUUGCUCUUGGGAUUAUAGACCACAGACACACACAUACACACUCUCUCUCUCUCUCUUUCUCUCUCUCACACACGCUCUUCCACACACACAUGCUCACUCAUAAACAUGUUCUGGCCAGAGUUCCCAGCAGAAGCAGAGGUCUGAGCUGAGCUCCAUCCAUUCCCAUGCUUCUCGCUGUGGUGGCAACAUCUGGACCACAUCUGUUUGCCCAGGAUUUAGCUCCACUUAAGUUGCUUUUCCUGUUCGCUGUGCUCGCACUUGAUGCUAGUGUAAGCUUACACUCAUGCCACCAGUUGAGUGUGUGUGUGUGUGUGUGUGUGUGUGUGUGUGUGUGUGUGUGUGUGUGUGUGUGUGUGUGUGUGUGCAGCAUGUAGCCAGGACGAGUCACAAAAGACUUUGAACAAAGGAUUGGUGCAAUUCAUACUCCUUCUAAAAACAGCAGAUUUGUUUUUCUUUUGUGGUAUGGAAUGUCCAUUUGCAAUGGGAGAGAGAAAAAGCAAACCAACUUUAUCAUGUCCUCUAUGUCCUAUAAGUUAUGAUGAAUGAAGUGGAAUAGAGUUGCAACUAUUUCAACAUACAAUCAAGUUAUGAUGACUAAAUGUCAGAAGACAACCACUCACACAUGCUUGCUUUAUACCAACAUUUGUCUUAUUCACUUCUUCUCUGCAUUUUUUUCACAGAAAGUAUUUUUGUUUGAUAUUGUCUUUGAACAGUUUCACAGUUUUGAUCCUGAGUCAUGCAGUGGUCUUAGAACUCGAGUACACUUAAGUUUGGUUGGGAUAAAUCUUAUAGAUGUCUUCCACAGUAACAAAUGCCAACUCAUUAAAUGAGAGAUUUGUUGGAUUGUUGUUUUUUUCUGUCGAUUUAUUGAUAGCCUACAGGCAACCUCACACCUAAUUAACACAAUAAUCAGGUUCUCACCUUAUCAUUAUGUGUAUUGUUCCAGACGAAAUUAGUUUGGGAUGGGAGGCCUAUUUUGUUGAAUAUAAUAAUGUUUGGCCGGUGGCUUUCGCUUAUCUUAUUCUAUUAAUGUUUAUUUUUCUUUCUCUCUGCAUUACUGUAAGCAACCACCAGAGGAUACUGUACCAUACAUUCAGUCAUGGCGGUCAAGCCAAUCUAUGAAAAAACUAGUUCGCUUCAUUCGAUGUAUAAUUCUGCGUUGAAACCUAUUGAUUGUGUUUAACCUGUUUUCUUAACCCAUUGGAAACAUUUCGGCAACUGUAGGUAGUGGUUUUGGCAGCCUGCAUGAACCACACGUUUGGGUCUUGCAGAUUACACCACAGUCGACCUCUUUUGCGAGAAAUGUGUUGAUCAGAUGAAAUUCACUUGUGGUCGUAAAAUAUCUGGGGUUGUUAAAGUAGGCCUUAAAGUAGCCCCGUUAAAGCGGAAGUGGUGUUGCCUACUGUGAAAAGGGGUGUAACUUUUGGAAAAGAUACUCGAGCGACAUGGACCUAUAUUAUGUCAUUUUUUCCACUUGAAACAGUACCCAAAUGCAAGUAAAACGUUAUUUCCAUUCACCUUACAAAGCAAAAUAAUUGUAAAACCGUCAAAGUAUAAAUGAUACAGAAGAAUGCCUCGUCUUACUGGUGUUCUCUCUGAUCAAUUGAUUCCGAUGAAAUAAGUGCGCAUGCCUGUGGAUGGCCUGUGUCAUAUUCGUUACUCGACUAAAUGACAAGUAGCCUAAUUAGCUUACUGAGAGACAUCUGGAAACAAACCCCGGCAUUCACACAUCUGUUCAAAACACAUUUCAACAUCUUACCUAUUACAAUAUACACAAAUCUCAUGCAUUGUAAUGACACGCAGCUUACCAUUUUGUCGCCUUAAAUAUCGUAACCUAAUACUAUUUGUCUUCAAGUGUAAGGAAAUGAUCUGCGCAGUAUUUUCCGAAGAACAUUACGCUUUCAACCCGCAAACAAGCACAUUGCAAGUGGUGUGGACACAGCGUAAAAUAUAUCCACAACUCCCCGAAUCCUCCAAAUACUGACAGGUGAAGCAUCAAAACGCCUAGAUUUAUGUCAUGUUUAAUGGAAUUCUAUGAGAAAGCUUCUUCUAGUGCAUAUGACGUCAUUUUGGAGAAAGGGGGCUUCCAACGAACGCGUUUUGGGGUGCGAAAGGGGAGUAAAUGGACUUAGUCACUAUGUCUGUGGAUGAACGGGUGCCAUCGAAGGCAUUGCAACUUCAAGGAGCAGGAGGGGUUCGUCAACUAUCUGAGAUCAUUCAUUAUCGACAUGAGCGAACUUAGGGAAGGGAUAGACUCUUUCUGCUGCGGAUGCAACAUUCCCUUCACAGGAUUACACUACAUCGGCAACUGAGUGCGUAAAUUGCGCAUUUGUAGUUAGGGUCUUGGAAGAAAGGAGUAGCAGUGGACCACUUUUCUACGCUUUCAUUUUUCACCAAUGUCUCAUCCAAGCUGGCAUUCUCCUCAUUUCAAUAUGUCUACUCAAUUUUUGCUCGUCUUCUUACUUCUCUCCGUGUUCCGUGCAUGUUCUCAAAGAAUUGAAGCCGAGGACGAAUAUGAUGAUGACAUGACAGUGAACCAAAUGCUGGCCCCAAAAAGUCACCAGACAGAUGCGACGCAGAUAUUGAACAACUUACUGAAAGAAUAUGAUAAAAAACUUCGACCCGACAUUGGAGUUAAACCUACACUGAUUGAUGUUGACAUCUAUGUGAACAGCAUCGGGCCGGUGUCCUCGAUAAACAUGGAGUACCAAAUCGACAUCAUUUUCGCUCAGACAUGGACAGACAGCCGACUUAGAUACAAUAGCACAAUGAAAAUAUUGACUCUGAACAGCAACAUGGUUGGUCUUAUUUGGCUGCCUGACACCAUAUUCAGGAACUCAAAGAAUGCAGACUCACACUGGAUUACCACACCAAAUCAGCUGCUGAGAAUAUGGAACGACGGAAAGAUUCUCUACACACUAAGGCUCACCAUCAAUGCCGAAUGCCAGCUUCAGCUGCACAACUUUCCCAUGGAUGCCCAUUCCUGCCCACUCAUCUUCUCCAGCUAUGGAUACCCACGGGAUGAGUUGAUUUACAAAUGGAAGAAGAACUCGAUUGAAGCCUCCGACCAGAAGUCCUGGCGACUCUAUCAGUUUGACUUCAUGGGUUUGCGGAACACGACGGACAUCUUGAAAACCACAUCAGGUGAUUAUGUGGUGAUGACGGUGUAUUUCGACCUGGCCCGGCGGAUGGGCUACUUCACCAUUCAGACCUACAUCCCCUGCAUCCUCACCGUCGUCCUCUCCUGGGUGUCCUUUUGGAUCAAGAAAGAAUCGACGCCAGCCAGAACCACAUUAGGAAUCACCACUGUGUUGACAAUGACCACACUGAGUACAGUGGCUAGGAACUCGUUACCGAGAGUCUCCUACGUCACCGCCAUGGACCUGUUUGUCACCGUCUGCUUCCUGUUUGUGUUCGCGGCGAUGAUGGAGUACGCCGCACUCAACUACUACUCCUACUGCGUGAAACCUCUCUGCAGCAAGACUAAGAGAUCGAACUACUCGGUGCUGGAUAUGGGACCACCACCCACUGUCAUCACCCUGAACAACGCCAUGUACUGGCAGGAGUUCGACGACGCCUGCAUGUACGAAUGCCUGGACGGCAAGGAUUGCCAGAGCUUCUUCUGCUGCUUCGAGGAGUGUAAGGACGGUGCAUGGCGGAAGGGCCGCGUGCACCUAGACAUCCUUGAACUGGACUCCUACUCGCGGGUGUUCUUCCCCACCUCCUUCCUCCUCUUCAACAUCGUCUACUGGGUGGGCUACCUCUACCUUUAGCGACACCAUGUGGACAGGAGGACUCACGGCUCACUAUGGGACUCUGUGGCAGUGAAAGACCAGAAUGGGCAGGAACUUUUUCGCCCACCUUACGAACCAAGCCGUGCUGGUUCCUCUUUAAAAGAGCCUCAGUCAGGGGACCAGUCGGCGGCCAUUUUGAGGCAGGGUGUGUGACCUUGACGUAGAAACAGUGCCAUAAUGAAUUUACUCGAAUUCCCUCGGAGCCCUUAAGACGCUGAGACAACAGGCUGAUCUUCUGUGGUCAGAGACAGUGCUGGCCACUGGCCCAUUGCCUGGCGGUGUUCUCCGCCAGCGAUCUCUGCCUUUGUUCUUCAGGUUACUGGAAGCAAACACACAUACAUACACGACGUAUUUUAUUUACACAAACAGGCAAGCUGUUUGUUAUUGGGUUUUUUGUUUGUUUGUUUGUUUGUUUGUUUUGGAGGGGGAUGGAGAUGGGGGUGUCCUCUCUUGGAGGGGGAUGAAGGUCAAGUUGCUAAUACUUAGAGAAAUUGUUUUGUUUUGUUUUGAUGCAGUAUAUGUCUCUGACCCUUCAUACAUCAGUACAAUAUCAGUGGGUUGGUGCUGUUGAAAUUGGGAAGCCUGUCCUCCAGCCAUCAGUCAAAACCAAGGGGGGUUGGUCUUGCAAACGGACUUUCAGAUAAUACAAAAAUCAUCCUCAGUGCCUUCUUCAGGAGGGAGUACAGAUCAGCCUGCAUGGAGAACAAGGGACGCAUGUUAGGAAGCAGUCUGGUUUUGACUGAGCGCUGACGGACGGCUCACCCGUCAGGGUCUCGUGGUGGUUGUCCCCAACACUUCAAUCUAUUAGUGCACAACUCCAUUGCCAAGUUUGUUUUAGGGAACAAUCCUAGUUCACAUUACUGCAUGCAGUGUGACCAUAUUUAUCCAAAAACAACCCUGAAAGUUCAUAAUAAUUCUCAUAAAAAUGUGUUUCUUUUUGGAACAUGUGCAAGUAUGUAGAUUAUAAAGCUUCUCCUAUAUUUAUAGAUUUCUAGCAUAAUUUUACACAAAAGAAUAGCUAAAUCAAA